GAGCAGAACUCGAACAGUCAAAGCUUUUAUUUCGCAUUUCGAUGUUUCAGUGGUUUGCUUUUUGCCUUUUUCCUUACUUACUCCAGUCAAUGAACCGUCUCUGGUCUUCUCAGUCUCGAGUGUGAACCAUAAGCAAUCUUCUACUCUAGCAAUAUUUCGUGUACUCAGUACACCGCGGUACCGGUACAUGUAGCUUUUGAAAAAUUCUAGGAAAUACAGUACGUUGUAGUAAGAAUUUUUAUUAUGUUUGUUUAUGGCAGUUCCCCUGUUGUAACGCCAAAGUCUCUAUUACCUAGAAGCUGAGGACGACCUGCAAACUAAGCCUUUGACGCUGUUGAGUGGAAUAUCCUCUUCGAAAGCAUGGAAGCGUGUGGUGUGGCCUGUGAAGAGAGGGUUCGUUCCUGUGAGGUGGACGCAGUGGUGUUCUGCGUCGAGUGUGGCACGAACCAGUGCUCGUCGUGCAACUCAGCACUGCACGAGACAUCCACGGCCAGUGCCCAGUACGCAUCGCACACUAGACUAGACCUGGGGCGGGUGUGCGACGUGCGUCUCUGCACACCGGUCACCACUGCCGUGGUCACGUGUAGAGACUGUAUUGGAGAGCCUCGCCUGUGCUCGGGCUGUGAUAGCCAGCGUCACAGAGCGGAUGGUGUGCGCCAUAGCCACGUACGAGUACCCAUAGGAGCAGCUGCACAGACCGUUGAUGAUGGUUUCUCCACGGUGUCCCUCGGUGAAGACUCUGGGCCUGGUGACAACGGCAGUAGUCUUGCACUGCUGCAAGUCCAGCAAGAUGUGGGUGAAUGUGUUAUUACUAGCCGGACGUCGACCCAGCAUUAUGUAGUCGAGGACCAACAACAGCAGCGACAACAACAACCACAACAACCACAACAACAACAACAACCACAGCAACAACCACAACAACAACCACAACAGCAACAACAACAACAACGUAAUCAACAGCCACGGCCUAAGCCACGGCCGUCCUCCACUAGGCAGAAAACGGAAGCAAGGAGCGACGCGAAGAGUGCUAUACAGAGUGUAAUGCUGUUCGAUAGCACUGAACAACUGCAGAUAACAAGUGCGGAAGACCUGGCACGACGUUUGGGUUGUGAGGCCACCACAUCAGUCAAGGUCGUCUCGAUCGUGGGCAAUACCGGUGAUGGGAAGUCGUUCACACUGAACAGGCUCUUCUUCGGCGGACGCCAGGUGUUUGGUGAGUCGGCCAGCACCGAUUCCUGCACCAUGGGCGUGUGGGCGGCGUAUGAUAAAGCCACCAGCACGGUUGUGCUGGACACGGAGGGCAUGAUGGGCGUCUCGCAGAACGUCAACAAGCGGGUGCGCAUGCUGCUCAAGGUUCUGGCUAUUUCAGACGUGAUCAUAUACAAGACAUGUGCUGGGCGCCUGCACCAUGAUAUGUUCACAUUCCUGUCAGAUUCCUCGAAGGCUUUCCAGAACCAUUUUGCCAAGGAGCUGAAGAACGCGGUGCGACGGAGCAAAGCGAGCUUCUCUGCGAACACUCUGGCGCCGUCGGCGAUUGUGUUUCACGAGACGCAGCGAACGAAUCUUCUGGGAGAGGCGACCGGCGAUGCCGAGCAGGUUCAUCGGAAGACUGGCAAUGAAAUGCUGAUGGCUCGUUUUGCCGAGCUGCGCUUGCCACAGCCUGAGUUCAGCAGUCUACAUUACUGUGGCACUCGCGUUCUGAACGGGCAUACCGACUUCAGUGCUCUGAAGCAGCUGGUCGACAAUCGGUUAUUGGACUCCAGUGUGCGGACGGCCAGGCCAGUACACUGUAUGAUGGCUGCUCUCAAGCACUUAAACAAGAAGUUUGACGGUCAGCUGCCGGAGAGUUUGGACAAGAUGUUCCCGGACGAGUACUUCACGUGUCAGGCAGUGUGUGAAGCAUGCAACUGUCGGUGUGACCGUACGAUGAACCAUGACAAAGAUUGUGGAUCAGGCACCAGUAGCGCAGGCGCGACCGUCCCGACCAGGCACAACUGUGAAAAGCGCUGUGUGUACCAGGCGGAACUUGAUAACAAGGUCUACCUGUGCAGGGGAUGUCUCACCAACGGCAGAGAGCAGAUCGUUGUUCCCAAAAUGGCUCAGGCUCAGUCCUCACUGUGGGGAGGGUUGCUGUCGAAUGCUGUUUAUGGCUACGUCAUUGAGUGCCCCCAGUGUGGAGUGAUCUUCCGAGAGCGUGAGCGCUGGUACGGAAACAAAGAUCCCAGCGAAUGUGCGGUGCGGGAUGAGAUUCGGCAUGUGUGGCCCGGGGAGAAAAUUGUUGGCACGCGCACCCAGAAUGCCGGCCGGCGCUUGCUGGAAGGCGUCUCCACUGCCAGCAGUGUAGUUUCAUCGAUCGGCGCCACACCGGCUCGUUUCCUGGCCGACUGGGUUGCCGAUUCCAUUGCUCCCGAUUACUGGGUACCCAACGCUCAAAUCACGAACUGUAAGAAAUGCAAGAAAGACCUGACCACGGACGAAACACGUCACCACUGCCGCGCAUGCGGCGAGGGCUUCUGCAAGGACUGCUCCUCGCACUCCAUGCCUGUGGAGUGGCGUGGUUGGCCAGCAAAUGCGCCUGUGCGGGUCUGCGACACUUGCUUUGAGAACGGACCGGAGCCUGCCACACCAACAUCGGAGAAUGGAGCCGAGACAGCUGACGUGCCCUCUACCACGCCACGGCGCAUGGGUGAAGUUGUAGCGAUAGCGGCUAGUGCCGUGGCCGGCGCCAUGGAGUACCCAAAGGCCAUGCUGAAGGACGCAGCUCGGCCAGCUUACUGGGUUGCCGACAAGGACAUCACCCAAUGCUCAGUGUGCUCACAGGACUUCAACGAGAAGCUGCUCCUGCACCACUGCCGAGCGUGUGGCAAUGGCGUUUGCGAUGGCUGCUCGCAGAAACGCCGUACGGUCCCCGACCGUGGCUGGGACAUGGACGUGCGAGUGUGCGACAAGUGCUUUGGCAACAAUGAGGAUGAGUAACCCCCUGCAGAACGUUAUGUUCUUGUGAGCGCGUACGCACACUUGCCGUGCACGUGCUUGUCUUGAUCAGUCCUUUGUUUUUAUGGCGAAGCACGCCCUUACGAUAACUGGUGCGGUGAAAGUCACUGACCCUGACAAGGCAGUGUCGGUAAAUCUGGUCUUUUUUGCAAGUAUUUUCAGGCAUGUGUCCUUCAACUCGCCUUUGUCACACAUGCUUUGAUUUUAACUUUUGAUCUGUGGCGCCACUUUCAUGAGCCUAGUUCUUUUUAUCUACAUAGUAGUUUUGUCUUGUGUUCGUCGUUGCUGGUGGCACUGGUGCCGUGUAGCUCCGCUUUUACCCUUAGCUUUUGAAAGCGCAUCACGUCAUUCUUGCAUGGCGUUAUGACCUGCGUUUAUUUGCCGGUUCUGCAGAGCAUUGGCCGAUCAUCCGCGUCCCAUAGUCAAGUAUUAGUCUUUCUCAUUUUAGCCCUCUCUGUUGACAGUUUUUAAUGUUCUCGGUGGAAUAGACCCAUGGUCACACGGGAAAUUCUCCUGGCUGUUCUAGCUGCGUGUACGCGCGCAUUUUCAUGUUUUACUAGCUAGAAGCAAAGCCCUGGAAACCUGCAUGCCAUUUUCGUUUCAAUUUUCAUUAAAAGCGCUUAUUUUGCAUGAGCUGGAUCUCAUUGAUUUUUCAUAGAAGACAUAGUUGGAAGUAUACGACAUAUUUCGCUAUGAUGUUGCGUUCUUGCUUCCCCUCCGUUCAUCAAAAUAAUAUUAUAGGUAUGAGUUUUAGCGCUGCUGAAGCCUGCUGCAUCUUUCUGUAUUCCCAUCGUCAGAUUUCAAUUAAUUCUUUUUUUAGUAGUCCUAGGCUAUUUAAUUCACCUACUUGACAGUGGCAACAUUGUUUCUUGUUUCUAGUCAAGAUGGAGUCAUUGAGUGGA
Molecule: messenger RNA, 3896 nt
Organism: Sycon ciliatum
Lineage: Eukaryota; Metazoa; Porifera; Calcarea; Leucosolenida; Sycettidae
Product: zinc finger FYVE domain-containing protein 1-like
Exons: 11
Coding region: 361-2976 (871 amino acids)
Biological process (GO): lipid droplet formation
Cellular component (GO): lipid droplet
Molecular function (GO): phosphatidylinositol-3,4,5-trisphosphate binding; metal ion binding; 1-phosphatidylinositol binding
Source: RefSeq, a predicted model, not a curated record